Molecule: messenger RNA, 1671 nt
Organism: Fusarium pseudograminearum CS3096
Lineage: Eukaryota; Fungi; Ascomycota; Sordariomycetes; Hypocreales; Nectriaceae
Exons: 1
Coding region: 1-1671 (556 amino acids)
Biological process (GO): regulation of DNA-templated transcription
Molecular function (GO): DNA-binding transcription factor activity
Source: RefSeq, a predicted model, not a curated record
AUGUCACACACUGAGCCUGCAUCUCAACAUGCGCCAGGCCGCUCUUCGAGGUCCCCCAUGGGAGAAGCUCUAGUUUCACCCACCUCGAAUCGGCACGCACAUCUGGGUGAUCGCGAUUUGCGCCAUGACGGGGGCAAUACCCCAUACUCCAAUGGCGAGGAACGGAUGCAGCAGGUCCCUCAAAAGACCCUGGGCGUCCACAACAUCCUCAACCCUUUAGAGCCUCGGCCAUCGGCUUCUGGAGGCAACGGUCCUAUGCAUCCAGCAGCUCGUCCUUCUGACUCUGCAAUGCAUCCCCAAACACCCGGCUCGAUACACAGCCCCUUCCAUACAACAAGGUCUUUCCCGCACGGGCAAAACGCAUCGAUAUCCCUUCCAGGUACACCCGUAGGGUCAAUGACACCUAUUGGGGCCCCUACCUCAGGACGCAACUCACCUAUAACAGGAUAUCCUUUUCCUUCAGUCGGCAAUACAAGACAAAGAGCCAGCCCGACACAACAUCCCCGAGCCAUAAGUGUCAGUCAUGUCCCGCCCCGCGAAUCAGACGGCCGCCAACCUUCGUCCUUGCAUGGCAAACGACCCUACGAGGAGAUGGCAGCCGAAGACACCAGAUCUCACUACCCUAAUAUUCACCAUCUUUCCGGUAUGCCAGCUGGUCCUCCCUCAGCAAUGUCGGACUCCGGUAGGUUGCAUUCCCAGGGACCGAUGUCUUCUCCUGGACUUCAAGCUCCCCACUCUGGUUUACCGCCAAACCACAUGACAGGUCGCCAGCAACCACCGGUACAUCAUCAAACGUCAUAUUCUCCUAAUAUGCAAGGUGGUCGGCCAUUCCCCAGUCCUGGGCCCCAAAACGAAAAUAACACGCUGUGGUCGGAAACACUACGAAGACAAGGCACGGGUGGAUCUCUCUUUGGUGUCGAAGGACAACAAGCCUUUAUGACACUUCCUGGAAACGAAACACCUAUACCUGUUCAUAUGGACUUUUCUCAUGCGUCUAAAAAGGCAGACGAGAAGAGACAACGAAAUGCCGUGGCUUCGACGAGACACCGGAGGAAGAAGAAGAUUAUGCAGGAGGAAAACUCAAAACAAUUGCAAGAGCUUCGGGAUGAAAGGCGAUUGAUGGAAAUCAGAAUCGAAGAGUUGACGCAGCAGCGGGACUUUUAUCGCGACGACCGCAAUCGCUUACGGGACAUUGUUGGGCAAACGCCAUCAAUAAGUAGUCUUGCUGCGGGACCCCCAAGUCCUACAUUUUCAGUGAGCAACUCGUACGCAGAGACCGGGUCCAUGGUCUCGGGGCAUAUGGGCUAUGGCGGUGAAGGAAUGUCAAACGAGAGGCCAAGCCAGCGCCGUCGAACCGACGAUCAUCCCGAGUACUCAUUGCCUCCGUAUUCUCCUGCGAGCGUCACGAGCGGACACCCGAGCGCAUCUCCCAGCCAAUUGCCACCGAUGCCAAUGCCAGGCUACGGUGGACCAUCACGACCAUCAUCAGCAGCGUCCUCGGCCAAUAGCGAGAGGCUGCCGCCAUUGAGAGCAAUGGAUGGUCGACCCCUUGGUCCACCUCCUGGAUCAGGUGUGCAGGAGCAGGAUAUGCGAACGGGGCAGUGGGUUCCGGUCCAGCCUCGAGCACAGGAGACUGGCUGGGCAACAAGAGACACGCAUCGCAGACCUUGA